AAGAAGAAGAGUCUAAGCCCCUAUCACCGUGCAGCUGAUCAGCACAGUGUUCAGUGUCCAGGUUCGGAAAUAGAAACGGACAGCUACGUUAAAUGAAUUGAUGUAGCUUCGCUGGUAAACAUCGUCACAGAACCAGGAACAGACAACGCCGCUUUUAAAAUGCUUUGGUUUGAGGGCUCAAUUCCCGAUGCAAUAAUUUCGGCUAAACAGCAGAGUUGCGUGUUUGUCGUUGUUAUUUCAGGGGAAGAUGAACAGUCAGCGCAGUUGAUGUCCAGCUGGGAGGACGACAGGGUUUCAGAGGCGGCACAGAACUGUUGUGUGGCCAUCAAAGUUGAUGCUAAGAGUGAGACAUGUGUGCAGUUCUCCGAGAUAUAUCCAGUGGUGUGCAUACCCUCUAGCUUCUUUAUUGGAGAAAAUGGGAUUCCUCUGGAGGUCAUCGCUGGCAGUGUGUCUGCCGAAGAACUGAUCAAAAGAAUCAACAGAGUUAAGCAGAUGCAUGUUCAGCAUAUUGGAGUUUUGCCAGAAGCAAAUGCUCCAAUGGAGACCAGACCAUGUGAAUGUACAGCCACAGAACCUGCUCCAGCCCCAGCCCCAGCUCCACCCUCUGCUCCAGCAUUGUCGGUUCAGUUGGACACCACAGAACUUGCUGCUGUACCAGGUACUAUUAAAGGAGAAGAUGGCAGUCCCACUCUUGCAGAGAAUGCAUCCUCAGAUGAUGCUACUCGGAGUUCUCAGAGUGAAGAAGACCUGGAUGCUCAGGUGGAAAGGCUGACCAAGAAACAGGAGGAAAAACAAGAGCAAAGGAAGAAUGGCGAAGAGAAUGAGAUCAAGAGGGAAAUCGAACGGCGGAAGAUGGGGAAGGACAUGCAGGACUUAAAGAGGAAACAGGAAGAGGAAAAGACCAAGAGACUACGGGAGGAAAGGAACCGAGAGAAGGCAGAAGAGAAGGCUGCUAGGGAACGAGUCAAACAGCAAAUUGCCUUGGACCGAGCCGACAGAGCAGCGCGCUAUGCCAAAACCCAGGAGGAGGAAAAUGCUGCCAAAAUGACACUACUGCAAGCCAAACAGGCAGAGCAAGAGGUCAAGAAGGAGGCAUUACUCAGGGAGAGAAGUACCAAAGCAAGGAUACAGUUCCGCCUCCCUGACGGCUCAUCCUUCACCAACCAGUUCCACGCACAGAGCAAACUGCAAGAGGCUCGGCACUUUGCUGUUCAGGAAGUGGGGAACCGCUAUGGUAACUUUGCCCUAGCCACCAUGUUCCCUCGGCGGGAAUUCACCAGUGAAGACCUGCAAAAGACACUGCUGGAGCUAGAACUAGCUCCAAGCGCUUCAAUCGUGCUCCUACCGCAAUCGGGCAGGCCAGGUCAUGCUGUAGUCCAGUCUUCUGAGGGUGGGAUCUGGGCAUUCCUGGGCACAUUGCUCUACCCACUGCUGGCUGUAUGGAGAUUCCUGAGCUCCUUCCUAUUUGCAAACCCACGACCUCGUGGUGAAGCAUCCAGAGGUUCCUCCCUACAAUCCAACUCUUACAUCAACUCAGACUCCGACAAAGCAAAGAGAGAAACCCUCUCCAAGCACAACCUGGAAAAGCGGCCCAGUGACUUCAAGAAAGACGGUAAAAUCUGCAGGCUCCGGACGCAAGACGACAGCGAGGAUGACAACAACACCUGGAAUGGGAACUCCACCCAGCAGAUGUAGUGCAGUGACAGCAGAUCUCCCUUCCUCUCGCUUACCUGGUGUGAUGAGUUCAAUCUGACUAGUUCAAAGUUUCUGCUCCACUUAAGGCUGAUUAGUUGUUCCCUAUUUCCCUUGUCCUGUGUUCCAGAUCUUUGCCCCUGCACCUCACCUAUAUGGGUAGAUAAAUAAUAAUCAACUGAACCCUUGCAGGUUUAAGAUGAACAUUUUUGUUUUAUGACAUGAUUCUUUCUUCUAACCUGGGCUCAGGUUACAGUCAGUUGAAGAUCCUAAUGGACUGUGAAAGGCUACACCAGCAUCCUCUCAUUUGUUUGUAGCUUAUAGAUCAUUAUCACAUUAUUAAGGUGCCCUCGGCGACGCCUGGCACCAAAUUCUGUGAAAAAAGAUCAAAUGAAGAUGUUACAACCUGUGCCUGGCUUGACUCUAUGUUGUGGAUUCACUGCUUUUUGGAAAUGUCUAAAUUUGAUUUGACAGAUUGCCACUGAUGCAUCAUGAUUUUUUUUGUUUCUUUCCUUCAGACGUAUAAAAUAUUUCAUUCAACAGUUUAUGCUGAUUGCCAGUGACUCAUCCUGACACAUUCUGAUUGUCACCCAACAGUAAAGUUGACUUUUUUGUUUAAUUUGUUUGUUUUAGAUAUAUAAAAUACUUCAUAAAACAGUUUAAGGUCCUGGCACAGGACUUAAUGUAAUCGCUGUUCAACUUCUACCAAGUUGGUGGCCCACACGCACGCCUUGGUAGUGUAUGUUUCUACUAGUGAACAGUGGGUACUGUAAUGAUCUUCUUCCAACAAUAAAAAUGAAAGCAGUCUGUUUUCAGAAAAACAUUGA
Molecule: messenger RNA, 2519 nt
Organism: Acanthopagrus latus (yellowfin seabream)
Lineage: Eukaryota; Metazoa; Chordata; Actinopteri; Spariformes; Sparidae
Gene: ubxn4
Product: UBX domain protein 4
Exons: 13
Coding region: 160-1695 (511 amino acids)
Molecular function (GO): protein binding
Source: RefSeq, a predicted model, not a curated record